AUGCCCCCAGCCAUGCUCACCUUCGCUUGCAUCCUGGUGCUUUUGGGAGUGCCUGCACUCAGCAGCCGGUUAGCAAUCUCCAGCACUGCAGAGGCGGCUGGAACAGCAGGGGGUGGCCACCUGCGCUGGGAACCGCGUUGCCAACAGCCCCUGACCAACAGAGCUCCCGUCACGGCGCUGCUGCCCCCACGCCUCGAGGGACCCUGGAUCUCCACUGGCUGCGAGGUGCGCCCAGGGCCCGAGUUCCUCACCCGCUCCUACACCUUCUUCCCCAGCCGCCUCUUUCGAGCUCACCAGUUCUACUACAGGGACCCCCUCUGCCGGGAGCCUGCCCACUCCCUGGUCAUCAAGGGCAAGGUCCGUCUACGCCGGGCUUCCUGGGUCACCCGGGGCGCCACCGAAGCCGAUUACCACCUGCACAAGGUGGGCAUCGUCUUCCACAGUCGCCACGCCCUGCUCGACAUCGCCAGGCGCCUCAACCAGACCCAGGCCGGCCGCGACUGCGCUGGGCAGCUGCCCCCUGCCCGGGCCUGGGUGCCUGGGGCACUGUAUGAGCUGCUGAGUGCCCGGGCGGAGCGGGACUGCAUGGCAGCCCUGGGCUUCACCAUGCACGAGCUCAGCCUGAUCCGCGUGCAGCGCCACCUGCAGCCGCAGCCCCGGGCCGGGCCCCUGCUGGUGGAGGAGCUGUACCUGGGGGACAUCCACACUGACCGGGCAGAGAGGUGGCACUACCGGCCCACCGGCUACCAGUGCCCGCUGCAGAGCGCCCUGCACCACGCCCGCCCCUGCCCGGCCUGCGGCCUCAUCGCCCGCUCCGACGAGCACUGGGUCAGCCCCGGGUGCGAGCUGCGCCCCGCCGUGCUCUUCCUCACCCGCCUCUUCACCUUCCACGGGCACAACCGGUCCUGGGAGGGGUACUACCGCCACUUCUCGGACCCGUCCUGCCUGCAGCCCACCUUCACCGUCUACGCAGCCGGCCGCUACGCCGGGGGCACGCCGUCCGCCAAGGUCCUCGGGGGCACCGAGCUGGUGUUCCGGGUCACAGAGGCGCGCGUGACCCCCAUGGACCAGGUCACCACCGCCAUGCUCAACGUCUCCGAGCCAAGCAGCUGCGGGGGCCCGGGGGCCUGGUCACUGGGAACCGAGCGGGACGUCACACCCACCAACGGGUGCCUGCCUCUGGGCAUCAGGCUCCCCCACGUGGAGUACGAACUUUUCAAGAUGGAGCGAGACCCCCUCGGGCAGAGCCUGCUCUUCAUCGGCCAGAGGCCCACCGACGGCUCGAGCCCAAACGCCCCCGAGAAGCGCCCCACGUCUUACCAGGCGCCCCUGGUGCUCUGUGGCGGGGCAGCCCAGGGCGCCGCCAGGCCCUCGCCGCCCAAGCCCUCGCNCCUGCCCCUGCCGGCUCAGCCGCGAGUUCAACAGCAGCCGCAGAGCCCACAGCACGGCCAGUGCCCGCCGGGGCCACGUGCCUGGGCGCGGCGAUGCCCAGCACUCUGA
This is a messenger RNA of Miniopterus natalensis, 1500 nucleotides long. NCBI's taxonomy places the organism in Eukaryota, Metazoa, Chordata, Mammalia, Chiroptera, Miniopteridae. The record is from RefSeq and is a predicted model, not a curated record.